This is a messenger RNA of Erigeron canadensis, 1878 nucleotides long. RefSeq names its product nuclear pore complex protein NUP58. The record is from RefSeq and is a predicted model, not a curated record. The transcript has 6 exons. Lineage: Eukaryota; Viridiplantae; Streptophyta; Magnoliopsida; Asterales; Asteraceae. Gene Ontology annotation, biological process: nucleocytoplasmic transport. Gene Ontology annotation, cellular component: nuclear pore. Bases 77 to 1546 code for a protein of 489 amino acids. Gene Ontology annotation, molecular function: structural constituent of nuclear pore.
CAAAAAAAUUCACCCCUUUCUCCAAAAGACACAAAAUAAAUCAACAAAUCAAAUUCACGAAACAUAAGUAUAAUCAAUGGCAUUCUCUUUCAACACACCACAACAGCAGCAGCCAUCAAUUUUCCAACAAACUCAAAAUUCACCAUUUCAACCAAGCGCCGGCAGCCCUUUUUUCCCCCAACAACAACAGCAGCAACAACAGCAGCAACAACAACAACAACAACAACAACAACAACAAAGCCAAUUGUUUUUAUUCACUAAUGAUAAAACACCAGCAAGUUAUGGUACUAAAUGGGCUGACCUUCAUCCUGAUUCUCAAAAGUUCCUUCUUCAAAUUGAGGAGAGAAUAUUGGAGUAUAGAGACGAAAGUCAAAGAUUGGAUCAAUGUGGGAGACUUUACGAUUCUUCUUCGGUUUCUAAUGAUGGAUUUGAGCUUGAUGCUACUCAUAUUCUUCAGGAACUUGGUGGAAUCAGUACUGCGAUGGAUAGACAGAAGGCUCUGCUUCAUGACCUUACUGCUAAUGUUAAGGAUAUGCUACGGAACACAGAAAUUGCAGUUCGCUCUUUCAUGAUGCUUCGGUCCAAGUUUUCUCACCCAAAUAAAACCUCUGCUGUAACAACAUCACAGCCUCCUGGAGCGAUAACAACUACAACUACUCAACCUACAACAUCCGCCAUGGUGCCAGUUUAUGAUUUCUACAGUGGCAUGCCACGAAAGCCUUCUCCAUUUUUGCAACAAACUGUUGCCAGAUUUGAGAAGUAUCUAGCUGAGUGUCGCCAAUGGGUUGAGGAGCUGGAGCAGUUACUUCUAGAAUCUAAUAGGAAUGCAAUGAAUCCCACCUCUUCAUUGUACCAGUCUCUACCCAAAGUUAUGUCAAAUGUUCAUGACUUCUUUGUUUACGUGGCUGCAAAGGUGGAGAGCAUUCAUCAGUAUAUGGAGUCCAUGAAAACAGCAUACCUUGCUGACCAGCGCGGUCGGGGAGAUGGGAAUGAUCCAUUUCUUGAGGCUGAUCGACGAGAAACCGCUAAAAGAGCUGCUGCAGCCCGGAGGAUACAUCCAACUCUGCACUUACCUUCUAAUCCACAACCAUCAACUCAACUUGCUGGGUUGCCAGCGAGCUCGGGAACAACUGCGACAUCGGUUGCUCCGCCCACAUCUGCCUCAGCGGCAACAGGUGGAUCUGGACUUUUCAGUACGCCAUUCUCUGCCACGUCAUCAUCUUCGUCGUUUUCAACUCUUGCCCCAUCUGCUCCAUCAUUUAAUAAUGCAUUUGCAUCCACGGCUUCUCCUCAGACAUCCAUUUUUGGGCCAUCCUCUAGUUCAACACCCUCCUUUUUUAGUACACCUGCUGCAGGAACCUCAACGCCAUUUGCCAUAAACCCUUCUACAGGAGCAUCAGCAUUUUCUUCACAAUUUGCUACAAACCCUUCAGCAGGACCGUCGCCAUUUGGAAGUUCAUUUACAGGAGCAACAUCAGGAUCGGGGGCAAGCUUUAACACUCAAUCUAAAGCAAGAGGUGCUAAAGGUCGCGCAGGGCGGAGAUAGAAAUUCAGUGAGCAUCAGUAUUAACUUCUAAUGAUGGAGGUGACUUGUCUGUAUAAUUUUCAUUGGCUUCCCACCAUGUUUAUUAGCUCCGAGCUUCAAUUUUAGCCUAGAAGGACAACAGUAUUUGGUUAGACCUUCAUUGUUUCUUCUACCCCUUCAAGGUGAAGUUCUUAUCUUUGUUACUAUUUCUUACUUUUUAGAGUGAUUUCAUUGAAACUGGAAAAAAUCAAACUAUGAGAUAAUACAUUGUAUUAUUGUAACAUUGUAGUCACCGGAUGCAUCAUUAUGUCCAGUUUGAAGAUAGCUAAUAUUCAUGUCCAACUUUGCUUAAA